AUGAGUUCUCUGCACUCCUCCCCAAAUGACUGGUCCAUGGCCGGGAGCUAUCAAUCCGAGUACCAAUCUUUCAACCUCGGGUCUGCCUCAGGAUCAGAGGAAAGUUCAUACCUUCAGAUUUCUUCAAACCAACCCGACUCCGAUCAGUCGUCUGAAGUUACUGGCCGUCGCCCUCCUCCUACCACCACAGGUGGUGGUAGUGAUGACAUUCAUUGCACUCAUAGCUUGGGUGUAGAGCACUGCCUCUUACACUCUCACAGCGAUCAGGACUUUGACAGUUCCUCUUCGGUUCAAAGGGAGGAUACUUCUGCGAGUGAUCACACCCAGGAACCAGACAACUCAGAGUCGCCCUUGGCCCAGGGGACUCCCGAGUACCACUACGCUGCGUCGCAGGCGAUGGAGAGAUACCUUGAUGAUGACUCGAGGCAUGAGAGAAUUGCUCUCGGAUACAGCAGUGUUGUAUGA
Messenger RNA from Pestalotiopsis fici W106-1, 465 nucleotides. RefSeq lists its product as uncharacterized. The record is from RefSeq and is a predicted model, not a curated record. The transcript has 2 exons. The coding region runs from base 1 to 465 and encodes 154 amino acids. NCBI's taxonomy places the organism in Eukaryota, Fungi, Ascomycota, Sordariomycetes, Amphisphaeriales, Sporocadaceae.